UUUCAGUUUCGGUUUGAAACAGACUGCACCGUCACUGCGCAGCACCACAGCAGGAGUUCUGAGUGCUGACAGUGUGAGAUUCUGUUUGCUUCUGUCUUCAUCCAGUUCUCUGUCAUCAGGAUAUUCAGCCUCCGUAAUUUACAGGAAUUUAAUUAUCUAGCUACUACCACUCCUGGGUAAAGGAAGAGAGGAAAAGCUGCAGUACCUCGCCCUUGAAGACUGUGAGUGAAGUUGUCUGGUUCACAUCAACGCCCAUGACAGAACCAUCUUGCUAGGGUGCUGAAUUUCAACAUCUGUAAGGAAUGCAUCGGGCAGUGAGUUUACAGAUCCUUCUCCUGCUGUUAUGUGGAGGACAUGUCCACUCCGAGGAUGAAUGUAUUAAAGCAUCAGUAGCUACUUGUGAUGCCUGCAUUAAGUCUGGGCCAGGCUGCGUCUGGUGCCAAGACUUGAAUUUCACCAAGCGUGGGGAGUUGGAAGCUGUACGAUGUGACACCCUGAGCGAGAUUCUCAAAAGAGGCUGCCCAAGGAGCAAGAUAGUCAACCCACCCAAUGACCAGCGCAAAAUUAGAGACAAACCUCUGUCUGAAGGCAAACAGGGAAAUAGUCCUGUCCAGAUACAGCCACAAGAGAUCUAUCUUGAGCUAAGACCAGGUAAACCCCACACUUUUGAGUUCAAGUUUAAAAGGGCCGAAGGUUACCCUGUUGAUCUGUACUACCUGAUGGAUCUGUCCUACUCAAUGAAUGAUGAUUUGAAGAAUGUGAAAAACCUGGGAAUAGAACUACUUAAGAAUCUGAAAAAAAUCACUGGAUCUGCAAGAAUAGGCUUUGGGUCAUUUGUCGAUAAGACCCUUCUUCCUUUUACGGACACAAACGAAGAGAAGCUCCAAAAGCCCUGUCCACGGGAAGAAACUCAGUGUGAGCCGGCAUUUGGUUAUAAGCAUGUGCUCAGUCUGACAGAUGAUGGAGAAAGUUUCCGAAAAAUGGUCUCUCUGCAGCGCAUAUCUGGCAACCUGGACACACCAGAGGGAAGUCUGGAUGCCAUCAUGCAAGCUGUCACUUGUGUGGAUGAGAUUGGCUGGGGGAAUAGCACACGUCUGCUGGUGCUGGCCACUGACGCUGGCUUCCACAUGGCAGGGGAUGGAAAGCUUGCUGGCAUUCUAGAACCCAACCAAGAGUACUGUCAGCUGGACAAAAAAAACAUGUACAUAAAGAGCAACCUGUGGGACUACCCAUCUGUUGGUCAGAUAGCGAGAAAGCUGGAGGAAAAAAACAUUCAGCCAAUUUUUGCUGUCACUGAGAAAGUGGCAGAUGUUUACAGAGAGCUGAGCCAACUCAUUCCAAAAUCUGAGGUUGGAGUGCUGAGUAAUGAUUCAAGCAACGUUGUAAAGCUUAUUGUGGAUGCGUACAAUAAACUGUCCUCCAACAUUAUUGUGACCCAUGAUAACCUCCCAAAUGAUAUAACUGUGACAUACACGGACUGUGAAGGAAAGAAGGAGCAUAGUGAUAAGGGAACUUGCAAUAAUGUCAACAUUGGAAAAGAGGUGACUUUCUCAGUGACAGUGAAAGCACUGACAUGCACAGAUGAAAAGACCUUCAACAUUGGACCUUUGGGCUUCAAUGAAAAACUAACUGUUCGUGUCAAAACACGAUGUGAGUGUGAGUGUGACAAUGAGCGAAACACCCAGCAUGAGCACUGUAAUAAACAGGGCAGUGUUGUCUGUGGCACCUGCAGAUGCAAUCCAGGCUACCUGGGACAGAGGUGUGAGUGCAGUUUGGGCAAGAAGGAUGAGGCCGCACUGAAAGCACAGUGCCGUAAAGACAAUGGCACUGAGUGUGAAGGCCGUGGAGACUGUGAGUGUGGGGUGUGUAAGUGUCACCUGACUGAGGCAGGAAACUCGUACUAUGGCCCUCACUGUGAAUGUGAUGACGAACACUGCGAGAAGUACCAGAACAAGCUGUGUGGAGGUAACGGCGACUGCAAGUGUGGCGAAUGCAAGUGCAAAGAUGGCUUCGAGGGAACAGCCUGUCAGUGCAAGAAAUCAAAUGAUGGUUGCCUCACCAGAAGCGGAAGUGAGUGCCAUGGACGUGGCAAAUGUAUGUGCAAUCAGUGUUCUUGCGAGAGAGGGUACAAGGGACCCAAAUGCGAGACCUGUCAUACUUGCUCCGUGCCAUGCCAAAAGUCUGGGAGCUGUAUUGAAUGCCUGGGCUUUGGGUCGGGACCUUUCCAGAAGAACUGCACAGAAUCCUGCUCCCAUCUUAAGGCUGAAACAGAGGAGAAACUACUGAAAAGUGACUGUCGAGUCAAAGACCAUGAGGGCUGCUGGAUGUCCUUCACAAUGACUGAACAAGAUGGAUUUGACAAGUAUAAUGUCAAAAUCCUCAAAACCAGAGAAUGUCCUGAGGGGCCAAAUGUAGGAGCCAUCGUCGGUGGAUCUUUGGCUGGUGUGGCACUGAUUGGACUUCUGAUCCUUCUCCUCAUCAAGGGUCUCAUUUAUGUAAAAGACCUCAAAGAGUGGAAGAGGUUCGAAAAGGAGCAGCAGCGCCGCAAAUGGGCAGAUGGUGAAAAUCCACUGUUCCAAAAAGCAACAACUACUGUUGCAAAUCCAACAUUUACUGGAGACUCGUAAGGCAACAGUGGAGCACUGGAGGAAAACUGUUUCACAUCAAGCUUACUGUAAAUGAAUGCAGUGUGUGCUGUAACAGAUUACCAGUACAGUCCUCAAGGACCUCCAGCCAGUCCACAUGUUUGUACCAUCCUCUCAGCUGACUAAUCAGAGCUCUACAUGAACACCUGAGCCAAGUAAUUAGCAUUGUGUAGCUCACGAUUGCCUUGAGGACUGGAUUCAGAAACUCUGCUCUAGGGAUUUACAAGUAUUUUUGAAUUGUAUUUUGCUAACGUUUCUUUUUACGUUUUCCUAGAUUUUUUAAGUUUGUAAACAUUUAACUACUAAAACGCCACUCUGCAUUGAACCUAUAUUGCACAUAGUAUUAUUGUUAAGAAUGUUGUUUGUGUACUCACAUGUGUUUGCUAUUACUGGAAAAUACAAUUAUGUACAAUAUAAAUAAAAACAUGUCCCACAUAACACAC
Messenger RNA from Colossoma macropomum (tambaqui), 3088 nucleotides. It is a transcript of the gene itgb2, whose product is annotated as integrin, beta 2. The coding region runs from base 303 to 2627 and encodes 774 amino acids. Gene Ontology annotation, cellular component: integrin complex; cell surface; focal adhesion. Gene Ontology annotation, molecular function: amyloid-beta binding; integrin binding. The record is from RefSeq and is a predicted model, not a curated record. The transcript has 18 exons. Gene Ontology annotation, biological process: integrin-mediated signaling pathway; cell migration; cell adhesion mediated by integrin. NCBI's taxonomy places the organism in Eukaryota, Metazoa, Chordata, Actinopteri, Characiformes, Serrasalmidae.